This is a messenger RNA of Cajanus cajan (pigeon pea), 2034 nucleotides long. The record is from RefSeq and is a predicted model, not a curated record. NCBI's taxonomy places the organism in Eukaryota, Viridiplantae, Streptophyta, Magnoliopsida, Fabales, Fabaceae.
AUGGCUGAGCUAAAUGAAACUUUUGUUUCUGACACUAUAGAACAUUUAGCUGAACAAAUGUUACCACCUCGCGAUUCUGAAGGGCGUAAGAAUCGAUCUGAUGUAUGGAAUCACUUUAUUGAGGAGCCAAAGCCCAACAUAGAUAAGAGAGCUAAAUGUAACCAUUGUGGUACAUUGAUUAGGUUUGAGAAUGGAACAAGUGCUAUGCGAAAUCAUUUACGUAGAUGCAAGGGUAUAUCAAAUAAAAUGUUGAGCAAGAAGCAAAAAUCAUACUCAUCUGGAACCAUGGUUUCUUCCCCUUCAUUGGCUAGGCCCAAAAUUGACCAACAAGCAUUGAGAAUUGCAAUUGUCAAAAUGUUUGUGGCAAUGAAGCUCCUAUUUCGAUGUAUCGAGCAUGAAGCUUUUCGUGAGUUUUUAAGCAUUAUAGCACCCUCUCUUAAUGUCAUGUCACGUACUACCCUAGCACGUGAUAUUUAUAAACUUUGGGAUAGUGAAAGAGAAAUGUUGAAGGAAUUUAUUUCUCAAAACUGUCAAAGGGUUUGCCUCACCACAGACACAUGGACUUCAUCUCAAAAUUUGAGUUAUAUGUGCUUGACUGCUCAUUUCAUUGACAACAAUUGGAAGCUGCAAAAGAAGGUGUUAAACUUUUGUCAAGUCACUAGUCACACAGGAAAGACCAUGGCUAAAAAGGUUGAACAUUGCUUGAGUAAAUGGGGGUUGAAUCGUGUUCUUACUUUAACAGUUGAUAAAGCCUCGUCAAAUGAUGUUGGAAUUCAAUAUCUAAAAAAAAGGUUAAUGUCUUGGAAUAGUUUGGUUAUGAAGGGAGAUUAUAUUCACAUGCGUUGUUGUGCCCAUAUUUUGAAUUUGAUUGUGAAAGAAGGUUUCAAGGAUAACAUUGAUGCUAUUUUGAGAAUUUGGGGUGCUGUAAAAUAUGUACAAUCUUCCCCUUCUAGGUUGUAUAAAUUUAAGACAUGUGUUGAGAAACAAAAUAUUGAAUACAAAGGCCUUGUUUGCUUGGAUGUGGAAACCAGAUGGAAUUCUACCUACUUAAUGUUAGAGGCUGCAUUGAAACUUCACAAGGCUUUUGAAGAGCUUGAGAUGCAAGAUAAGAAGUAUAUCGAAGAGUUAGAAAAGGUAAAGGGUGUUCCUUCAUAUGCUGAUUGGGAAUUUGUGCGUGCAAUCCUACCAUUUCUAAAAUUGUUUUAUGAUGCUACUUUGCGCAUGUCUGGCUCAGUUUAUGUAACUAGCAAUAUAUACAUGUUUGAGGUCUUUGGAAUUGGAAAGAAGAUCAGCCAAAUGUGCAAUUCUAGGGAUAUAAAUGUAUGCAUUAUGGCAGAAAAUAUGAAGAAGAAAUAUGAUAAGUAUUGGGGCAAUGUUGAUCGUCUAAAUAUGUUUUUACUUAUUGCUCUUGUGUUGCAUCCAGGAUACAAAUUACAGUUCAUGCAUUGGUUGAUUAAUCAAAAUUUUGAUGGUGAGGUGGCAUCUAGUUUAAAAGAAAAAGUGGAGUCUAGUUUGAAAUUACUUUUUCAAGAGUAUAAUGGUGGGAGAGAUGAAAUAGAAGUUAACUCACAAGAAGCUCGUUUCAAUGAAGGAGGUAGUGAUGACCCUUAUGGUUAUAACCAUUUUUUUCAAAGAACUAGCUCUAAUAAAUCUGAAUUAAGCAAAUACUUGGAGGAAGCCUUAGAAGAGAGUUACGUAGAUUUGGAUAUUUUGAAUUGGUGGAAGCUCAACUCGGGUAGAUUUCCAAUUCUUUCAAAAAUGGCUAGAGAUUUGCUUGCUAUACCUGUUUCUACAGUGGCCUCUGAAUCUGCCUUUAGUACUGGAGGAAGAGUUCUUGAUCCAUAUCGUAGUUCUCUUACACCUAGAAUGGUAGAAGCACUUAUUUGCACACAAGAUUGGCUUAAAAGAACACAACUACCAUUGUUUUCAAAUGAAAAUGGGGAUUUUGAAGAGUUGGAGAAAUUUGAACAAACAAUUGUUUCCCCACCAGACAUUGCUUAUUCAGCCUCCUCUGUUACACUUGGAGAUGAUUGA